CGCCCUUCCCUUUCAGAAGGACAGCACCCCGCGUCACGUAACCCAGCCUUCUGGGCUCCACCACCGCCUCCUCCUUCCCAGCUCUUUUCCUCUCCUCCUCCUCCUCCUUCUGCUCCCCUCCGUUGUCUGUUCUUCCUUCCCGCACUCCCGGAGAUAGACGCUCAAGCCUGACGCCUCUGAAAAGGCAGCGGCAGUCGCCUUAUCCACAGACCUCAGGAAAUUCGUUUUGACCGAUGCAUGCUUCGGGCUCAGGCGCGAGCUAAGGGGGAAUAACGGGGCAGAUUUCUGGGUCCUUGCUAAAGACAAAAAUUUAAUCAAAAUGCAUCACCAACACACAACCAAUUGACAUGCUGACAUUCUAGCUUGGCCUUGCAGAGGUGGAGAGAAAAGAAGAGCUGUUGUGAUUUCCACAUCUAACAGCUUCUGGCUAUUCCACAGCUUCUGGGUUUGAACCCUGCUGCUGGGGAGGGAAAAAGAGACGGAGAAUCCAGCCCGCGAGGUCAUGCACAAGGAAUUCUUUGACUACAGUGGUGCUGAAAGUCCAUGAUAUGACGGAAGAAGCAGGUCUUUGAAACUAUACUGGGGUUGAUGAGUGGUGCUCUAAAGUACAAGGAACCACUUUCUCCUUCUGCUUUGACACACUUCAUCUGAGAAGGCAUUCCCACGCAUCCAAAGAUUCUGGCUCAUUGGUGGCUCCUUGUACUUCCCCGAUAAGUGUUUACUUCUUACCUGACUCUAACUACUUCCCUUUUGCCUGGUACCACUGAUGGUACCUGGCAGACGAUGAUUAUUUGAGGAGUGAAGCAUCUGUUGACAUCAUUGAUGCCCUUGAACUAGUUCACUGGACUCAAAUGGAUGAGUGAUUUCCCUUGACCUUCUGUUGACACCUUUUCCAGAACGUUGCUUCCAAAGUGUAUCCUCCCUUUGGUUUGGACGUUUUGUGGCUGCCCUGUACGACUGGGGUCUACGCUUUCCAGUUGGAAGGGGACUACAGGGAGAGAGGGAGGGGUUGCUGGAAGAAGAAGAAGAAAAAAAGAACUAGACAAAGGAGGGUGCGUCCCUCCCACUCCUGCCCAGCCCCCCAUCCUACUUACCCCUGGACCCUUAUUUCGGCAUCACGGUGUCCAGGACCACUUUGACCCUGUCGGCCCCGGCACCCCCCCGCCGCACCCCAGCCCCGAGCAUGGGGACGGCGCUACUCCAGCGCGGGGGCUGCUUUCUCCUGUGCCUCUCGCUGCUGCUCCUGGGCUGCUGGGCAGAGCUGGGCAGCGGGCUCGAGUUCCCGGGCGCGGAGGGCCAGUGGACGCGGUUCCCCAAGUGGAACGCCUGCUGCGAGAGCGAAAUGAGCUUCCAGCUGAAGACGCGCAGCGCCCGCGGCCUCGUGCUCUACUUCGACGACGAGGGCUUCUGCGACUUCCUCGAGCUCAUCCUGACGCGCGGGGGCCGCCUGCAGCUCAGCUUCUCCAUCUUCUGCGCCGAGCCCGCCACGCUGCUGGCGGACACGCCGGUCAACGACGGCGCCUGGCACAGCGUGCUCAUCCGCCGGCAGUUCCGCAACACCACGCUCUUCAUCGACCAGGCGGAGGCCAAGUGGGUGGAGGUCAAGUCCAAGCGGAGGGACAUGACCGUGUUCAGCGGCCUCUUCGUCGGGGGGCUGCCCCCGGAACUGCGCGCCGCGGCGCUCAAGCUCACGUUGGCCUCGGUGCGGGAGCGAGAGCCGUUCAAAGGGUGGAUUCGGGACGUGAGGGUCAACUCCUCCCAGGCCCUGCCCCUGGACAGCGGCGAGGUGAAACUGGACGAUGAGCCGCCCAACAGCGGCGGCGGGAGCCCCUGCGAGGCGGGCGAGGAGGGCGAGGGCGGGGUGUGCCUCAACGGGGGCGUGUGCUCCGUGGUGGACGACCAGGCCGUGUGCGACUGCUCGCGGACCGGCUUCCACGGGAAGGACUGCAGCCAAGAAGACAACAAUGUAGAAGGUCUGGCGCACCUGAUGAUGGGCGACCAAGGUAAAGAAGAAUAUAUUGCCACUUUCAAAGGAUCUGAAUACUUCUGCUACGACUUGUCUCAAAACCCUAUUCAGAGCAGCAGUGACGAAAUAACUCUGUCCUUUAAAACCCUUCAAAGGAAUGGACUGAUGCUUCACACUGGGAAAUCAGCUGAUUAUGUCAAUCUUGCCCUGAAAAAUGGAGCUGUCUCUCUGGUCAUUAAUUUGGGAUCAGGGGCCUUUGAAGCACUAGUGGAGCCCGUGAAUGGAAAGUUUAAUGAUAAUGCCUGGCAUGAUGUGAAAGUCACCAGGAAUCUGCGUCAGCACUCAGGCAUUGGACACGCUAUGGUAAACAAACUACAUUGUUCGGUGACAAUAUCAGUGGAUGGGAUUCUUACCACAACGGGCUACACGCAAGAAGAUUACACCAUGCUGGGGUCUGAUGACUUUUUCUAUGUCGGAGGCAGUCCCAGCACAGCAGACCUUCCAGGGUCACCAGUCAGUAACAACUUUAUGGGCUGUCUCAAAGAGGUUGUAUACAAAAAUAAUGAUGUAAGGCUGGAAUUAUCUCGACUCGCCAAGCAAGGAGACCCUAAGAUGAAGAUCCAUGGAGUAGUGGCAUUUAAAUGUGAGAAUGUUGCAACUUUGGACCCCAUCACCUUUGAAACCCCAGAGUCUUUCAUCUCUUUGCCUAAAUGGAAUGCAAAGAAAACAGGCUCCAUAUCCUUUGAUUUCCGCACCACAGAGCCAAAUGGACUCAUCUUAUUUAGCCAUGGCAAGCCACGACACCAAAAAGAUGCCAAGCACCCACAGAUGAUAAAGGUCGACUUCUUCGCUAUUGAGAUGCUGGAUGGCCACCUCUACCUCCUCCUAGACAUGGGGUCAGGUACAAUAAAAAUCAGAGCUCUGCAGAAGAAGGUGAAUGAUGGAGAAUGGUAUCACGUAGACUUCCAAAGAGAUGGCCGGUCAGGUACCAUUUCUGUCAACACGCUGCGCACACCCUACACGGCUCCCGGGGAGAGUGAGAUUCUGGACCUGGACGAUGAGUUGUACCUGGGGGGCUUGCCCGAAAAUAAAGCCGGCCUCGUCUUCCCCACUGAGGUGUGGACUGCUCUGCUCAACUAUGGCUACGUGGGCUGCAUCAGAGAUUUGUUCAUCGACGGCCAGAGCAAAGAUAUCCGGCAAAUGGCUGAAGUUCAAAGUACUGCUGGAGUGAAGCCCUCCUGCUCAAGGGAAACAGCAAAACCGUGCCUUAGCAACCCUUGCAAAAACAAUGGCAUGUGCAGGGAUGGGUGGAACAGAUAUGUCUGCGAUUGUUCCGGAACAGGCUAUCUUGGCAGGUCCUGUGAGAGAGAGGCGACUGUUUUGAGCUAUGAUGGGAGCAUGUUUAUGAAAAUUCAGCUCCCCGUGGUCAUGCACACAGAGGCUGAGGAUGUGUCCUUACGGUUUCGAUCCCAGCGUGCGUAUGGCAUUCUCAUGGCAACCACCUCGAGAGACUCGGCAGACACCCUCCGCCUGGAGCUGGACGCAGGGCGUGUGAAACUGACGGUCAACCUAGAUUGUAUCAGGAUUAACUGUAAUUCCAGCAAAGGUCCCGAGACCCUUUUUGCCGGCUAUAACCUCAAUGAUAACGAAUGGCACACAGUGCGUGUGGUUCGUCGAGGAAAAAGUUUAAAGUUAACGGUGGAUGACCAACAGGCCAUGACAGGUCAAAUGGCAGGGGAUCACACCAGGCUGGAGUUUCAUAACAUAGAGACUGGCAUCAUCACUGAACGACGGUAUCUGUCUUCUGUCCCCUCCAACUUCAUUGGGCACCUUCAGAGCCUGACAUUUAAUGGAAUGGCAUACAUUGACUUGUGUAAAAAUGGCGACAUAGAUUACUGUGAGCUCAAUGCCAGAUUUGGCUUCCGGAACAUCAUAGCAGACCCUGUUACCUUCAAGACAAAAUCGAGCUAUGUUGCCUUAGCUACAUUGCAAGCCUACACUUCUAUGCAUCUUUUUUUCCAGUUCAAGACCACGUCCCUAGAUGGACUAAUUCUUUAUAACAGUGGGGAUGGAAAUGACUUUAUUGUGGUUGAAUUAGUGAAAGGGUACUUACAUUAUGUGUUUGAUUUGGGAAAUGGUGCUAACCUCAUCAAAGGGAGCUCAAAUAAACCUCUCAAUGACAAUCAGUGGCACAACGUGAUGAUAUCAAGGGACACCAGCAAUCUCCACACUGUAAAGAUCGACACGAAAAUCACAACGCAAAUCACCGCAGGAGCCAGGAACUUGGACCUCAAGAGUGACUUGUAUAUAGGAGGAGUGGCAAAAGAAACAUACAAAUCCUUGCCGAAACUCGUCCAUGCCAAGGAGGGCUUUCAAGGCUGCCUGGCUUCAGUUGAUUUAAAUGGACGGCUUCCAGACCUCAUCUCAGAUGCCCUUUUCUGCAAUGGACAGAUUGAAAGAGGAUGUGAAGGGCCCAGCACAACCUGCCAGGAGGACUCGUGUUCCAACCAAGGUGUGUGCCUGCAGCAGUGGGACGGCUUCAGCUGUGACUGCAGCAUGACUUCUUUCAGCGGGCCUCUCUGCAAUGACCCUGGGACAACAUAUAUCUUUAGCAAAGGUGGUGGACAAAUCACGUAUAAGUGGCCUCCGAAUGACCGGCCAAGUACUCGAGCGGACAGACUGGCCAUAGGGUUUAGCACUGUGCAGAAAGAGGCUGUAUUGGUGCGAGUGGACAGUUCUUCUGGCCUGGGGGACUACCUAGAGCUGCAUAUACACCAAGGAAAAAUUGGAGUUAAAUUUAAUGUUGGGACAGAUGACAUCGCCAUCGAAGAGUCCAAUGCAAUCAUUAACGAUGGGAAAUACCAUGUAGUCCGUUUCACGAGGAGUGGUGGCAAUGCCACAUUACAGGUGGACAGCUGGCCCAUGAUCGAGCGCUACCCUGCAGGAAACAAUGAUAACGAGCGCCUGGCGAUUGCUAGACAGCGAAUUCCAUAUCGACUUGGUCGAGUAGUUGAUGAAUGGCUACUCGACAAAGGGCGUCAGCUCACAAUCUUCAAUAGCCAAGCAACCAUAAUAAUUGGCGGGAAAGAGCAGGGCCAGCCCUUCCAGGGCCAGCUCUCUGGGCUUUACUACAAUGGCUUGAAAGUUCUGAAUAUGGCAGCCGAAAAUGAUGCCAACAUCGCCAUAGUGGGGAAUGUGAGACUGGUUGGUGAAGUGCCUUCCUCUAUGACAACUGAGUCGACAGCCACUGCCAUGCAGUCAGAGAUGUCCACGUCAAUCAUGGAGACCACCACGACCCUGGCCACUAGCACAGCCAGGAGAGGAAAGCCCCCCACGAAAGAACCCAUUAGCCAGACCACCGAUGAUAUCCUUGUGGCCUCAGCAGAGUGUCCCAGUGAUGACGAGGACAUUGACCCCUGUGAGCCGAGCUCAGGUGGGUUAGCCAACCCAACCCGAGCAGGGGGAAGAGAGCCAUACCCAGGCUCAGCAGAAGUGAUUCGGGAGUCCAGCAGCACCACGGGCAUGGUGGUGGGGAUAGUAGCCGCUGCCGCCCUGUGCAUCCUCAUUCUCCUCUAUGCCAUGUACAAGUACAGGAACCGGGAUGAAGGCUCAUACCACGUGGACGAGAGUCGAAACUACAUCAGUAACUCAGCACAGUCCAAUGGGGCUGUUGUAAAGGAGAAACAACCCAGCAGUGCGAAAAGCGCCAACAAAAAUAAGAAAAACAAGGAUAAAGAGUAUUACGUCUGAUUCCAAGAUCCUAAAAGGACCCUUGUAUAGAAAUAGUCUUCAUUUUAUCUGAGACAUAAUAUAAACUUAUUUACUUUCCUUUUUAUGAAGCACAUACAAAAGAAGACAGGGAAUGCAAUCAGGAAGGAAAGACUGUUUUUAAAAAAUAAAAACAAGUAUCUCAUGCUCUUGUUUCUCCAAAAAAGAAAAAAAAAAGCAGGGGCCAAUAAAUUCCCUAACAUC
Messenger RNA from Artibeus jamaicensis (Jamaican fruit-eating bat), 5938 nucleotides. RefSeq names its product neurexin 1 (gene NRXN1). NCBI's taxonomy places the organism in Eukaryota, Metazoa, Chordata, Mammalia, Chiroptera, Phyllostomidae. The record is from RefSeq and is a predicted model, not a curated record. The coding region runs from base 1184 to 5716 and encodes 1510 amino acids. The transcript is spliced from 22 exons.